This is a messenger RNA of Fomitopsis serialis, 2274 nucleotides long. RefSeq names its product GTP-binding protein 1. Gene Ontology annotation, molecular function: GTP binding; GTPase activity; translation elongation factor activity. The coding region runs from base 202 to 2118 and encodes 638 amino acids. NCBI's taxonomy places the organism in Eukaryota, Fungi, Basidiomycota, Agaricomycetes, Polyporales, Fomitopsidaceae. The transcript has 18 exons. The record is from RefSeq and is a predicted model, not a curated record. Gene Ontology annotation, biological process: translational elongation.
CUCACCCACUCAGCAUCUUAACCGAAGUCCACAUACUACAAGAAAUCAGAGAAUCAUCGAGUCGUUACGGAACGGCCGGAACAUCAUUGUACAAGUGUCCUGAAGCACUGGAAUGUCGAUUAAGGCGACCGUCGCGUAACCUAGACACAUUACUGGCAGCCUCCCGCUUCGGAGCAGACAAGUUGCCGCGCUGCGCCAAACAUGACUACGAAGACCAGUCUGCGCAAUUUCCAGAGCGAGAUAGACCAGAUACGACACCGGGAGGUCGCCCGACAGAGAGAUCAAGCUACCGCAGAACGAGCAAAAGAGAAGGAGGUAAAGAAGACCCCGGUCCGUCACGGUACCGCUGCUGAGCCUCCAGCUCCCGUGAAAGGGGACGGAGGUGACCUGCAGAUCAAGGAGCUCGCGGGGUUGUCUGAUGUAGAUGAGCGGAUACAGUCAUUAUUGCUGUCUGCCUCUCCAGCAGACCAUGACAAGGCGCGAGAAAUUGUCGCCUCAUCAUUGACUAGGCGCAAGGGAGAGUAUAUACUACGGUUAGGUGUCCACCCGCCUCACUCCAAACUAUUCUCGAAACAAUCUGGGUCGCUCGAGGAUUCGGACGGAUGGCGUGGCUCGGCCCUGACUGCAGAGGAGCUUGAUACACUGCAGCGUGAGGUGAAGGAGAUUUUAACAGACAUUGGAGGUGUGACUACGGUGCUGUUCGACACAAGAACAGAUCGUCCGCGAGCAACACUGCUCUUACGAUUACCUCCGGAGGACGUCUCUGUGACGCCGGAGGUACGAUGUGCUGUCGUCGGUAAUGUCGACAGUGGAAAGUCGACCACACUGGGUGUUUUGACCCGAGGGGCACUCGAUGAUGGAAGAGGGCGUGCACGCGUCAGCUUGUUUCGACAUAAACACGAAAUCGAGAGCGGACGGACGUCGAGCGUAGGGAUGGAGAUUCUGGGCUUCGGACUUUCAGGCGCGGCAAUACUGCCGUCAACCGCUCAUUCAAUCGAUUCAGACGUAAUUCGACGAGAGAAGAUGGGUUGGGAGGAGAUCUCUGCAAAGGCAGCCAAGAUCGUGUCCUUCAUCGAUCUUGCGGGCCAUGAGCGAUAUUUGAAGACGACGCUCUACGGGCUCACUUCCGGCGCACCGUCCUGCGUGAUUCUCAUUGUCGGAGGCAACGCAGGGCUCAUCGGCAUGUCGAAGGAGCACCUCGCGAUAGCGCUUGCUUUGAGUGUCCCCGUCGUUGUCUGCAUCACGAAGAUUGACAUGACACCCCCAAAUGUCCUGGCGAAAACCAUCGAGCAAGUUACGAAGAUCAUGCAGAGCCCUGGCUGCCGGUAUGCACACCGCGGACUCAUGCUAGCCGUACAUGACCGAGUACUGUGCAGGAAAACAACAGUCUUCGUGGAGUCAACUGAGACUGCAGUCGAGCUGUCUCAAGUAUUCGCCACUGAGCGAUUGUGUCCCGUUUUCCAACUGUCUAACGUCACAGGGGCCGGGCUUGAUCACCUGCGAACGUUUUUAAACCUAUUACCUGCUAGCGAGAGCGACACCGAGAAGUUCGCCGCUGACCAACCAUUGGAGUAUUCUGUGACAGAGAUCUGGUCGGUGCCGUACGUCGGUACCGUUGUCGAUGGUAUCUUGAAUAGCGGCACCAUUAAGACCGGCGACUCAGUGUUAAUUGGCCCGGACGCCAACGGCAACUACCAGAGCACUGUCGUGAAGUCAAUACAGCGCAAACGAGCCCCGGUAACUAGCGCAGAGGCUGGCCAAUGCGUGUCGCUCGCCCUCAAACGCGUUCGGAAGUCCGCCGUACGAAAAGGCAUGGUGCUCGUGCACAAGAGCGAUACGCCUCCCAGAGCCGUGCGGCGAUUCGAGGGGCAGGUCCUCAUCCUAUACCAUAACACGACGUUGCAGACGAACUACCAGGCGAUGCUUCAUUGUGGGGCUGUACGGCAAACUGUGCGCAUGGUCAGCAUGGACCACCCUCAAGGCAUCCUCCGAACAGGCGACCGUGCCACGGUAACCUUCGAGUUCAUCUCCCACCCAGAAUUCAUCAAGGAAGGGAUGAAGCUCUUGUUCAGGGAAGGGAAGACGAAGGGUCUGGGCGUCAUCACACGAUUAUUGUAACGUUGUAACCAUGACGAGCUGGCGACGGGCCGCGCUGAUAGGGCGGAGAUGACUCCUCUAUUGUAGAAUACGACAAAGGCGUCACGCGCAGCGCUGGCCAAGGUCUAUUUCCUCAUUCUUCUACGGACAGUCCUUUUGCAUGCGCACUUCUUUGUG